AUGUGUCCAGGAGACAAGGGGGUAGGAUCGAAGGCAAGGGAUGCGGACGGGUGUAAGCUUUGGUACUCUAGAAUCCGGAAGGGUAAGAAUGCAGUAGGUAUUCUAGUGGAUAGGGAUCUUAGAGAGUUUGUGAUUGAGGUUUGGCGGGUGAAUGAUAGAUUAAUGACUAUUAAGUUGUCGUUAGCGUCUAUGCGCCGCAUGCGAGCAUGGAUGAGGAGGUUAAAAAGUAGCUAUAGCGAGGUGCAUGGCGGCUUUGGAUUUGGGGAUAGUAACGGAGGAGGUACUUCGCUGUUGGAUUUCGCUAAGGCUUUUGAGUUGGUGAUUGCGAACUCUAGUUUUCUGAAGAGGGAGGAGCACUUGGUUAUUUUUCGAAGUGCGAUGGAAAAAAUCUCGGAUUGA
This is a messenger RNA of Nicotiana tabacum (common tobacco), 399 nucleotides long. The record is from RefSeq and is a predicted model, not a curated record. Lineage: Eukaryota; Viridiplantae; Streptophyta; Magnoliopsida; Solanales; Solanaceae.